CAAUAGCGUAUACUGAAGUGUUUACGCACUAUUGGUGAAGAUGGUUAUAGGGGAGUUGUUGUACUUAGGUAUAUGAGGCCUCAUAUUAAUUGGUUACAGCGACCGUGUACAUAUGUGCCUGUGCCAAAUGACUUAUACUUCAAACACGUAGCUAUUUUAACCUGAAAAAAGCACGAGCUGACACAACGAUAUCACAGAAUGUUGCGAAACAUGCUCUCUGCAAAUCGGUCUUUGGCGUUUCGUGUUGUAACUGCCUCCCAACAUAUAUUCGGCGUUCAGAAACAGAUGCACAAAGGGCAAAGCCGGGCUUAUUUUUACGGGUUUACGGAAACUCACCAGAUGAUCAAGAACACGUGUCGGGAGUUCGCCGAAAAAGAACUAAAACCUAUUGCAGGAAAAUUGGACGCAGAUGAAACCUUCCCAAGAGAGCAGGUCAAGAAGCUCGGAGAGCUCGGGAUGCUUUCGAUGGUUGCGCCGACGGAAUUCGGUGGGGCCGAAUUAGACACGUUAUCUUACGCUAUUGGAAUGGAAGAAAUUUCACGUGGUUGCGCCUCGACAGGGGUCAUAAUGAGUGUAAACAACUCGCUCUAUAUUGCUGGCGUUCUUAAGUUUGGGACUCAGGAACAAAAAAAAAAAUGGAUCACACCGUUUACCAAUGGCGAUCGUGUCGGCUGUUUCGCUCUCUCUGAACCCGGCAAUGGAUCAGACGCAGGAGCAGCGUCAACUACCGCUAAACACGAAGGUGGCAAAGUUAUUCUGAACGGUACCAAGGCAUGGAUUACGAAUGCCCAUGAAGCAGAAGCUUCCAUUGUGUUUGCUACAUUUGACAAGACGAAAAAAAACCGCGGAAUCAACGCCUAUCUAAUUCCCAUGCCAAUCGAUGGCCUUUCGAGGCCGAAGAAAGAGGAUAAGCUUGGCAUUCGAGCGUCAUCUACGGGACCUCUGAUCUUCGAGGAUGUUGUUAUCCCGGAAGAAAACCAACUUGGCAAGGACGGCGAAGGAUUCAAGAUUGCCAUGACGAUUUUGGACGGUGGCCGAAUUGGCAUUGCAGGUCAGGCGUUGGGCAUUGCCCAGGCUGCCCUUGACUGCGCAAUCGAGUACACCGGCAAACGUGAAUCUUUCAACAAGCCAAUACACACCUUCCAGGCGAUUCAGUUCAAGUUAGCUGAUAUGGAAAUGCGACUGCAAUCCGCCCGCUUGCUUACAUAUCAAGCAUGCUUUCUCAAGGAUCAGGGGAAAAGGUUUACGAAAGAGGCGGCUAUGGCCAAAUGCGCUGCUUCGGAAGCAGCCACCUUCUGCGCUCAUCAAGCAAUUCAAAUCCUUGGUGGAAUGGGUUACGUCAAAGAUAUGCCGGCCGAGAGACACUAUCGAGAUGCUCGUAUCACUGAGAUUUACGAAGGAACUAGUGAAGUACAGCGUAUCGUGAUUGCAUCAAAUCUCCUAAAAGAACAUGGCAUUCUCUAAACACCACUAUUAGUAAUAAUUCAUUACCGUUCGUGGAAGCAUAUCAACAUAACUGACCAAUACGAGCUCAUGUUCGUUCAAAUUCGCACAUGCAUGAAGGUGCCUUAUAUGCGUAUAGGCUCGCUAGAAAAUGCGUUUUUCAAGUCUAUUAGUGUAUACGUUAGUUUGCCGUGUAGCAGAUAUGUGCAAAUAACAGCAAUUAAAGAUGCAAAAAAAAACGUACAUGACGAAUAUUUUAUUUAAAAAGAUCUUCUAAUGAUUAAUAAAAAACUGAUUUUUAUAGAAACUUCUGAAUAUUUGUCAACUAAUUUUAACUAUAUUAAUGUUAUGGCUGCAACGACCUUUCGGACGAAGUAAAAAUGUAGAGCUAGAAACCAAACAUGACAAAUGCCAGUGAAGACUCCGCAUUUGACGCUCAUUAUGAGUUAAACCUUAAUGUUCCAUUUAGCUCGGUGACGGCAUUCACCCGUAUUUGAAAUAUGUAAUACUGGGGUCAGAAACAGCGGGUUCAUUUAGUCUUCUCAUUUAUAGCCAUUCUGAAAAACGAGUCAUUCUUAAUAUUUUCAUAAUAAAUAGAUAUUUUCCCACG
Messenger RNA from Varroa destructor (honeybee mite), 2053 nucleotides. It is a transcript of the gene Arc42, whose product is annotated as Activator-recruited cofactor subunit 42. Lineage: Eukaryota; Metazoa; Arthropoda; Arachnida; Mesostigmata; Varroidae. Gene Ontology annotation, biological process: butyrate catabolic process; fatty acid beta-oxidation using acyl-CoA dehydrogenase. The record is from RefSeq and is a predicted model, not a curated record. Gene Ontology annotation, cellular component: mitochondrion. Gene Ontology annotation, molecular function: short-chain fatty acyl-CoA dehydrogenase activity; flavin adenine dinucleotide binding.